Aspergillus melleus is the source of this 1491-nucleotide messenger RNA. RefSeq names its product putative MFS transporter. Gene Ontology annotation, cellular component: membrane. Lineage: Eukaryota; Fungi; Ascomycota; Eurotiomycetes; Eurotiales; Aspergillaceae. Bases 1 to 1491 code for a protein of 496 amino acids. The transcript is spliced from 4 exons. Gene Ontology annotation, molecular function: transmembrane transporter activity. The record is from RefSeq and is a predicted model, not a curated record. Gene Ontology annotation, biological process: transmembrane transport.
AUGGCCAUGGAGUCCGAGCGAGAGCCGAAGGUCGACGUUGAGUCACCCUCGUCUGGCAAUGCGGUUGUGUCGGCAGACGCUGGUUCUGAUAUCUCGAUGCUCGAAGAGAAGAGAGAGAAGCAUUUAGUACGGAAAAUCGAUCUGCACAUUUUGCCGUUUGUGGUGCUUCUCUACCUCUUUAGCUUUUUGGACAGAGUCAACAUUGGCAAUGCCAGACUUUACGGCCUAGAAGAAGACCUCGGUUUGGAAGGAAACCAAUACCAAGUGGCUGUAUCCAUCCUGUUUGUCACAUACUGUCUAUUUGAGGUGCCGUCAAAUCUCGUCAUCAAGAAACUCACUCCCUCGCGUUACAUCGCGUCAAUUUCAGUAAUAUGGGGUAUUAUCGCGACCCUUACCGGUAUCACUCAGAGCUACGGUGGUUUGAUCGCCUGUCGUAUUCUUCUUGGUGUUGUGGAAGCGGGACUGUUUCCCGGGUUAAUCACCUACCUAACCUUUUUCUACAGCAAGCGCGAACUUGCCCUGCGUACUGGGUACCUUUUCAGUAGCGCUGCCAUCGCCGGUGCAUUCGGCGGUCUCCUAGCAUACGGCAUUGGCUUUAUGGACGGGAUUUGCGGACUCAAAGGUUGGCGAUGGAUCAUGAUCAUUGAAGGCAUGCCGACCGUCGUGCUCGGCGUAAUCACUUGGUUUUUCCUUGCCGACGACCCCGACACGGCGUAUUACCUGAAUGAGGAAGAAAGAGCCCUAGUCGUCCGCCGCCGGGGUCGCUACGUGGGUCAAACGGCGUCCGCUCAGAAGUUCCACUGGGCGGAUGUCAAAGAGGGUUCCCUGGAUUGGCGAAUCUACGCAUUCUGCAUCGCUCAGUUCGGAGUGGAUACUAUGCUCUACGGCUACAGCACUUUCCUUCCCACCAUCAUCAAGGGCAUGGGAUCUUGGUCGGUGCCUGAGGUCCAGGCCCUCACCAUCCCUUGUUAUGCAGUAGGAGCCCUAGCCUACCUAGCUGUCGCGUGGCUCAGUGAUCGAACCCAGCAGCGUGCACUCUUUACCUGCAUUUUCGCCGCUAUUUCCGUGGUGGGAUACGGCGUUCUGAUCUCCGAUUCAUCUUCAGGGGUGCAUUAUUUCGGCGCCCUGCUCAUUGCAUUGGGUCUUUAUGUCGCCGUUGGAUUGCCUCUCGCGUGGUUGCCCACCACCCUUCCUCGUUAUGGCAAACGCACCUUCGCCACGGGUCUGCAGUUGACAUUCGGCAACGUGAGCGGAGUCAUGUCGCCGUUCUUGUAUAAAACAAACGAGGCCCCACGUUAUGUUCGAGGCAAUGCGGUGACUUUGUCUCUGGUGGGAUUUGCGGGCGUUGUCUAUGGUCUCAUGUGGGUUUAUUAUCGGGGCAAGAAUAACCGCAGAGACCGAGGCAUGGAGGAUUACAAGGUCGAGGGAAUGACGGAAGAGGAGAUUGAGGAAAUGGGUGAUCGGAGCCCUCGGUUCCGAUACAGUCUUUGA